Messenger RNA from Anneissia japonica, 1214 nucleotides. RefSeq names its product ER membrane protein complex subunit 4-like. The transcript is spliced from 5 exons. Gene Ontology annotation, cellular component: EMC complex. NCBI's taxonomy places the organism in Eukaryota, Metazoa, Echinodermata, Crinoidea, Comatulida, Comatulidae. Gene Ontology annotation, biological process: protein folding in endoplasmic reticulum. The coding region runs from base 58 to 594 and encodes 178 amino acids. The record is from RefSeq and is a predicted model, not a curated record.
CCAUGUACCGACCAACCACCGAUGGGAAGAAGAUAUGAUACCAUAAAUUGACUGAAAAUGGCAUCGCAUCACGCUGGACAGUUGAGUGGGACUCGUAGUAAUAAACUUCGACACAAGUGGACUAUUGAUUUUAAUACGAAACAUACAAGAGAAUUAGAAGCUCCUGUUGGCUUCACAUCAUCCAGCCGCAAUCUAGAUGUAACAUCUCAAGACAAUGAUAACAAUUCAAAUUUAGUUGAUAAGAAAUGUUGGGACAUCGCACUAGCCCCUCUGAAACAGAUUCCAAUGAAUUUAUUCAUCAUGUACAUGUCUGGCAACUCUAUCUCAAUAUUUCCAAUCAUGAUGGUGGGAAUGAUGGUAUGGCGGCCCAUUCAAGCCAUAAUGCAACACAAGAAAACUUUUAAAAUGCUUGAUGGAAGUAACCAAGCCAUAUUCCAGAAGUGUGUGUUCCUGACGUCGAACAUGUUGGGUGUUGCUCUUGCGCUAUACAAAUGCUCAUCUAUGGGACUUCUGCCACUUUAUGCAUCAGAUUGGUUAUCAUUCCUUGAUCCCCAAACGAGAAUGGAAUACUCAGGAGGUGGAGUUAUAUUGUGAGGAUCAACUGUCAAUCAAAUUAUCUUAUCAUCAGCAGCAGAAAAUUCUAACCAGCCUUCAGCUUGUAUUCAUCUUGACAGGAUGGAUCACUAGCCUGCCCUCAAACUUGCAUUCUUCAGCACAAUUCAGACAAAUUUGUUAAACAUCUGUGCUUAAUGGUAUACUCUGUUUAGCUCCUUUACUUACAAUUUGUGGUUUAUUAUGGGGAACAGAAUUUUGAUGAUAAAAUUCUUAACUAAAAUUUUUUAGUUUAUAAUAUUUAUUAAACAUAACUGGUCCUGUGGCUGAAGAGUAGCUUCAUACUGUUUAGGUUUUUAUUAUAUAUUUGAAUAUUAUCUACUAUUAUUUCCAAGCUGCACCCUAUGAGCUUUUCUAGUUUAACCACAUCUUCACUAUAUGUGAGAGUUUCUGUUGUAUGAGAGAAUGUGUCUGGGUGUUAGAAUUGCACAUAUAUCCUAUAGGUCUCUGUGGUCUAAUGGAUAUGAUACUUGCCUUGGCAGCGAGAGGUUGUAGGUUCGUAUCCUGCCAGAGACACCUUUUGUCAUACAAUUGAAUUAAAGGAACUUUUCAUUGAUGAGCUACUGUAUGCUUGUUACGGUUAUUAAAACUUGUUCCUAUUU